Messenger RNA from Geosmithia morbida, 4380 nucleotides. Its product is annotated as ABC-type bacteriocin/lantibiotic exporter. The record is from RefSeq and is a predicted model, not a curated record. Gene Ontology annotation, biological process: transmembrane transport. NCBI's taxonomy places the organism in Eukaryota, Fungi, Ascomycota, Sordariomycetes, Hypocreales, Bionectriaceae. The coding region runs from base 1 to 4380 and encodes 1459 amino acids. Gene Ontology annotation, cellular component: membrane. The transcript has 5 exons. Gene Ontology annotation, molecular function: ATP hydrolysis activity; ATP binding; ABC-type transporter activity.
AUGGACGCCUCUUCCGAGCAGAGGGUGCUCCAUAGCACCGGCUCGUUGACGGGCUAUCGGCCUCUGCGGCAGCUCGGCAGCGGCUAUCUCGAGGCCACGACCGAAUUCGAGCAGCCGUUCUGCGGAAACAAGGAGGGCUGGGGGCCUCUGAGCCCCUUCCGCUACGACUUCACACCCUGCUUCAUCGAUGUCUGGGUUGCCAUCGUCGCCGUCGGCGGCCUCGUCCUCGGUGCCGGUGCCGUCUGGCUGCUCAGCAAGCAGAGGCCUCUGGUUGCCGAUAUCAAGACUCCGCGCUUCUGGGUGAAGCAGACCCUCCUUGCUGUCGUCAUCGCCGACGUCGUAGUCCAGCUCGGCUUACAGAUCAUCAGCUACGGAUCGAUUGCCCUCGGCGACUUCCGAACAUGGACUACUAUCCUGACGAUUGCCUCCAUGGGCGUCAUAUUCACGAUACAGUGGCUGGAGGAGUCGCGCAUGCGCCACGCCCACGGUGUCGUGCUCUUCUACUGGCUCCUGCUCAUCAUCGCCUCGGCCGUCAAGCUCCGGUCGCUCAUCUCGCAGCAGCUCUACGCCGACCCCGAGAACCUGCCCUACUUUGUCGUCUACUGCGCCGGCUUCGGCCUCGGCCUGGCCGAGUUCCUGGUCGAGUGGCUCUGGCCGCGCACCCUGCUGGGCGCCGACGCCUACGCCGCCAUCGACGACGACGAGGGCGAGGAGUGCCCGGUCGAGUACGCCACCAUCUUCUCCCGUCUGGCCUUUGACUGGAUGACGCCCAUGAUGAGGCGCGGCUACAAGGUCUUCCUGACCGAGGCCGACCUGUGGGGCCUUGCCAGGUCCGACCAGACCAAGAACACCUACGCCGCCUUCAGCGAGGCCUGGGGCAGGGAGCUGAAGCACCGCCCCAGCUCCCCGUCUCUCUGGCUCACCCUCGCCCGAGCCCACGGUGGGUCGUAUCUCAUCGCCGCCGUCUUCAAGGUUGGGAACGACCUCUCCCAGUACAUCCAGCCGCAGCUCCUGCGCCUCCUCAUCGCCUUUGUCGCGUCGUACGCCGGCAACGUGACCGAGGAGCCCGUCAUCAAGGGUGCCGCCAUCGCCUUGGCCAUGUUCGGCUGUGCUUCUUUCCAGACUGUCAUGAUUCACCAAUACUUCCAACGCUCGUUCGAGACCGGUAUGCGCAUCAAGGGGAGCCUGGCUUCCUCCAUCUACCGCAAGUCCCUCAAGCUGUCCAACGAGGGGCGGUCUUCCAAGACGACCGGCGACAUUGUCAACUACAUGGCCGUCGAUGCUCAGCGGCUCCAGGACUUCACGCAGAUAGGCCACCAGAUCUGGUCCGCCCCUCUGCAGAUCACCAUCUGCAUGGUCUCCCUCUACAACCUCGUAGGGUGGUCCAUGAUGGCCGGGAUUGCCGUCAUGAUCAUCAUGAUGCCCAUCCAGGGCUUCACGGCCAAGCUCAUGAAGAACAUGCAGAAGAGCCAGAUGAAGAACAAGGACGCCCGGAGCCGCCUCAUCACCGAGAUCAUCAACAACAUGAAGUCCAUCAAGCUGUACGCCUGGGGCGGCGCCUUUAUGAACAAGCUCAACCAUGUCCGCAACGAGCAGGAGCUCAAGAACCUGCGCAAGAUCGGUGCCACCCAGGCCAUCGCCAACUUCACGUGGUCCACGGCCCCCUUCUUCGUGUCGUGCUCCACGUUCACUGCCUUUGUCCUCACUCAGGACAGGCCCCUGACGACCGAGAUCAUCUUCCCCUGCCUUGGUGAGUCCCCCGCCCCCAUCGACGGCGAUGCAGCCCUUUUCAACCUCCUGACCUUCCCGCUAGCGGUCCUCCCCAUGGUCAUCUCGGCCAUGGUCGAGGCCAGCGUCGCUGCCGGUCGCAUCACCAAGUUCCUCGCCGCCGAGGAGCUGCAGUCCGACGCCGUCACCUUCAAGCCCGCCCCCAGGGAGCUGGGCGAGGAGACCGUCGUCGUGCGCGGCGGUUCGUUCUCGUGGAACCGCCACGAGGACAAGCGGGUCCUGGAGGACAUCGACUUCACCGCCUACAAGGGAGAGCUGUCGUGCAUCGUCGGCAGCGUCGGAGCCGGCAAGUCGUCGCUCCUGCAGUCCCUCAUCGGCGACCUGUUCAAGGAGAAGGGUACCGUCGAGGUCAGGGGCACCAUCUCGUACGCGUCGCAGCAGACGUGGAUCCUCAACGCCUCGGUCAAGGAGAACAUCGUGUUCGGAUACCGCUACGACUCCGAGUUCUACGAGCGCACCGUCGAGGCCUGCGCCCUCCUCGACGACUUUGCCCAGCUGCCGGACGGUGACGAGACGAUUGUGGGUGAGCGCGGCAUCUCGCUGAGCGGCGGGCAGAAGGCCCGCGUCUCCCUCGCCCGCGCCGUCUACGCCCGCGCCGACAUCGUCCUCCUCGACGACAUCCUCUCGGCCGUCGACUCGCACGUCGGCAAGCACAUCACCGAGCACGUCCUCGGCCCCCGCGGUCUCCUGUCGACCAAGACGCGUAUCCUGGCCACCAACGCCAUCGCCGUCCUCCGGCAAUCCAGCUACGUCACCCUGCUCAGAGACGGCAAGAUCUGGGAGAAGGGCACGUACAGGGAGCUGGCCGCCAUGAAGGGCGCCGUUGCCGAGCUCCUGCGCCACGCCGGCCACGAGGACGGCAGCGGAUCCUCGAGCGGCUCGGCCAGCGAGACGUCGACCGUCAUCGAAGCCCCCGCCACGCAGACCAAGGAGGAGCUGGACGAGAGCGAGGAGUGCGUGCCCGAGAUGGAGCCCAUCAAGGCCGGCGCGUCGACCGCCGGCGGCAAGCCCCGCUCCAGCAGCACGGCCACGCUCCGACGUGCCAGCACGGCAUCCUUCCGGGGGCCCCGCGGCAAGCUGACGGACGAGGAGGUCGCCGGUGCCGGUGCCGGGGCCAGGUCCAGGCAGAACAAGGAGCUCGUGGAGCAGGGAAAGGUCAAGUGGAACGUGUACCUCGAGUACGCGCGCGAGAACGACGUCGUUGCCGUGUGCGUCUACCUCUUCACGAUGCUCGCGUCGCAGGCGGCCAACAUGGGCGGCUCGGUGUGGCUGAAGCAGUGGUCGGAGAGCAACCAGGACAGCGGGGCGAACACGCGGGUGGGCAUGUACAUUGGCGUGUACUUCGCCUUCGGGAUCGGGUCGUCGCUCCUGACGGUGAUCCAGACGCUCGUGCUGUGGAUCUUCUGCUCGAUCGAGGCGUCGCGCAAGUUCCACGAGCGCAUGGCCAACGCCAUCUUCCGGGCGCCCAUGUCCUUCUUCGACACGACGCCGGCGGGGCGGAUCCUCAACCGCUUCUCCAGCGACAUCUACAAGAUCGACGAGGUGCUGGCGCGCACCUUCAACCAGCUCCUGGUCAGCACGACCAGGUCCCUGUUCACGCUGGCCGUCAUCUCGGUGUCGACGCCGGCCUUCGUCGGGCUCAUCGUGCCCCUGGUGGGGGCCUACUACUGGAUCCAGCGGUACUACCUCCGGACGUCGCGCGAGCUCAAGCGGCUCGACAGCGUGAGCCGCAGCCCCAUCUACGCGCACUUCCAGGAGUCGCUGGGCGGGGUGUCGACGAUCCGGGCGUACCGGCAGCAGCAGAGGUUCGAGCUGGAGAACGAGUGGCGCGUGGACGCGAACCUCAGGGCCUACUUCCCGUCCGUCAGCGCCAACCGCUGGCUGGCGAUGCGGCUCGAGAUCAUCGGCGCGCUGGUGAUCCUGGCCGCGGCCGGGUUCUCGGUCAUGUCGGUGGCCAGCGGCAGCGGGCUGAGCGCGGGCCUGGUCGGCCUGGCCAUGUCGUACGCCCUCCAGAUCACCACGGCGCUCAACUGGAUCGUGCGGCAGACGGUCGAGGUCGAGACCAACAUCGUGGCCGUCGAGCGCGUGCUCGAGUACGCCCGGCUGCCCAGCGAGGCGGCCGAGGUGGUGCCGGGCACGAGGCCGCCGGUGGCCUGGCCGGCCAAGGGGGAGGUGGACUUUGUCAACUACAGCACCCGGUACCGCGAGGGCCUGGACCUCGUCCUCAGGAACGUCAGCCUCGACAUCAGGUCCCACGAGAAGAUCGGCGUCGUCGGCCGCACGGGGGCCGGCAAGUCGUCCCUCACGCUGGCCCUGUUCCGCCUCAUCGAGCCGCGCACCCUCCGGUCCCCCCUGUUCGCCAACCGCACCAUCAUCACGGUAGCCCACAGGCUCAACACCAUACUCGACAGCGACAGGGUCGUGGUCCUCGACAAGGGCGAGGUGGCCGAAUUCGACACGCCCAAGGCGCUCUACGCGAAGCAGGGUAUCUUCUACAACCUCAUGAAGCAGGCCGGUCUCGAGAUGGACUCACCUUCUUCUGCUCAGCUGACUACAGCUGAUACGGCUCAGACGCAGGAUGGUCAGGAGUGA